GGAAUAUUGAACCUUAAUAUCAUUAAACAAUCUUUGUAUAUCUUCUGAUUCCAAAGUCUAUCGCUCUACGUGAUAAAUUACAAACAUUUUGCGCAAAGUCAACUUCUUGGAUGCAUGGUGCAAGACAGACUUCUCAAUAUCUAACCCCGCGCCUGACUGGCGGCAUAAAGCAGUAAGUUCCAAAGCUUUGCGAAGGUCAGUUUUCCGGUCUCUAUCAAACUCUUCAGCUCUAUGCUUUCCACAUGCUCUCAAAGCAAGUAAAACCAAGGAGUAAAACUAUACUACUUGACGAGACAACUCCCAAAUAGGAGACUCAUUUCAGAUCGUUUUUCACGCGAAAGUGUCAAAUCUUUAAUACUUCAUCGGCGUAUUUGCUUUGAAAGAGUCACGCGUCUUUUACGGGGAUUAAGUCUGCUCGGUGUACUUUUACAACUCGUUUCCUGUAUACAUUUUUGACGACUUUUCACAGGAUCCCCAACCUCAAUCGCGUGCCGAAGAAAACUGUGUUAAUUAGAAAGAGGGGAAGAGGAGACGAUAUGCCAUUUUCGUGUUUCUAGCACCAUUAAGAUUUUAGAGUGAACGCUUGGGAAGAAAAAUUCACGUCGUCUCAGCACACACUGCCUGUGAACGUGCGUGCAUCCGUGUAACCAGCGAUUUCCUGCUAAUUUUUUUGUUCGUCAUCUGCUGUCUGGAAAGAUAACUGCACACCAGCGUGAUGUAUUCAACAAGUGUGAAAACGUGCAUCCUUAUCAUCGCUGUCAUCCUGCUCUCACAGGAAUACCCCUCGAGUGCACAAUUACUAACGCAUCCGCCACAUCCGCCAACAACAGGGGCAAAUGGAACAGCAACUACUCAGCCUACUCUGGCUUUCCAAACAACAAAAAUUAAUAUGCCUGCAACACAGGGACCUACAGUACAGAAUGGUACAACACAGACACCUACCACACAGCUGGGACAGACAACAAAGGGUUUUGUAACACACACAAGAUCUGUGACUAAAGCUGUUACAACACCGGCAAGAACUACGGUGAAAUCAUCAACGCUGUUUCCGAUGUCUUCAACGCCCUCUCAGACAUUUGGAAGUGUCACGAUGACGGGAAGUCCAACGAUGACCAUGAGUUCGGUAUCACCUUCGAUGUCGCCUUCGUUCAGUUCACCGGCAUUUGUAUCAAUGACGUCUUCUGCUCUACCGUUUACGAGUAGUCCAGCUCCGUUGAAGUUGGUAUCUUCAUCCCCUGGAGGGUCACCGUCGGGACCUUCAGCAGCUUCACCAACUGGUGGGGUGACGUCUACUGGAGGAGUUGUGUCACCUUCUGUAAGCAAUGCUUCACCGAGUGGCUCACCAACUGGAGGUAACACUGUAACUGGGUCAGGUCAGCCGACCUUAACUGGAGGUGCAACUGUAACCCCGACUGGUCAAACCCUGCAAUCGACGCUAACUGCAGGACAGACAGGAACUAUCCCAUCUUCAGUUUCUCCAGGUAGGACGGUGCCACCGACGAUUCCUGGUACCGGGGCUCCAUUAACAACUAAAACAAAAGCUCAAACUACUGUAGGGAUGUCAACAAACGCAGGGCAAACCCAACCACCUACACCUGGACAGACUGGACAAAGUACACAAGAGGUGCGCCAUCUACAGGACCACCAUCACCAGCUCCUAUAAAAUCUUCAACCAAACAAGCAUAUACCGCAGGCACCACAGAUGCAGGAAACAUGUCAUCUACUGGAGGACUAACAACGUCUAGAGCUAAUCAGACUGUACUGACUACUGGAGGACCGACGACAGUAAAUGGUACACAGGCCCUACCUACUGGAGAGAGUGCAAGUACUACAUUGUCUCUGUUGACAGACAUAGGAAACACUACAUUCACUGAUAGUCAAACGUCACCUGAAGCCAAUCAGACUGUACAAUUUACAACAGGAGUCUCUCAAACUGAUGGACAAUCUUCAAUCCCUCCGAUGAAACUCUCAUCGAACCAACCAUCUACUCUAGGUACCACAACGUCUCUGUCGACAAAUGGUACUGUUGGGCCAACGUCAUCUACGACAAAUCAGACUGUACCAAGUACCGUUGGACAAACGACAGCAAACGGUACAAGUACAGUAGGUACAACAAAGAUCCAGUCAACAAAUGCAGGAAAUGCAACAUCUAUCGGAAUGCAAAAUCAGACUUUACCAGAGCAAACGACAGAAAACCCACAGACCAAAGGUACCACAGAUAUUCUAACAACAAUUGCAGGACAGACUUCACCCACUGCCAAACAAACAGCAACACCCGUAGAAACUACGCAGGGAGUAAACACGACACAGGGAUUAGGAAAGACAUCACCAGCGCUAGUCCAGACUUCGGUGCAGCAGUCCUCAUCGUCUGGGAAGACAGCAUCAGGAAGACCCUCAGAAGGGGCGUCCACCCCGGAGAUGCCAACCACUACUGGCAACACAACCAACGUGUCAUCAACCUCAAAGAUAGCAUCAUCUCCACUCUCCUCGAACGCUUCAAAGACACCGUCCAAAGGCCCAGGACACCCGAUAUCCGUGAUGGCAUCCACCACUGACACAGGAACAACAAAUGACAUUGGUGAAUCUCCUGGACAUCCCGUGAACAUUCCACUAAUUGCUGGGGUUACCUGCGGGGUUUGCGGACUCGUCCUCUCUGUUGUCAUUGUCUUCCUACUGUCCAAACGGAAAAGAAUACAGAAGCGAAUGCAUCGAUACCAUUCCUACGGGUACCUGAACAGUGAGUCUAACGAAGAGAGCCCUUGGCCAACCUUCUCCAAUCCGCUCUUUACAGACGCAUCCGAUACUAAGCCCUUAUACUGACAAGACAAACAGGAAACGGCACUACAUGUAGCUUCAUCGAGCUCUAAAACAUUACCAUGUUCUGAUGUGUCCAGGAAUCCUGAAUGAGAUACAACCGAACCUCUUCUGAUCUUCCAAGGUCAAGCCAAUACAACAUAUCCUCAGCAUUGACUCUACUUACAACUACUUUGGAGAUUUACAACCCAUGAUUUGUUUAAGCCGGAGACCAUUAAUUGCACUGCUUAUGUGUGUAUUUGGGCAUCUUAAAGUUACAGUGUGUCUUUCAGUCGAUUCAUAUACUGCAUUGCACUCUUGUCAAGUUUCAAAGGUUACUGAUAAAGCGGGUACUUUGAUCAGUGAGGAACUACUUUUAAUACCUCAGAAUCCACCAUUUAAAUCAACAAAGGUUUCCUUCUAAUGUUGUCUUCAAUAUGUAAAAGUCGCAAUAUGCCUUUCAAUUAAUAAUUCAUAGUGCAUUGUACCGAUGUCAACUUUCAAAGUACGUACAAACAGCGCGAAAAUACUUUGAAGACCUGAAAGUGCAUCAAUCUUAGCAAUAAAGCUUUCCGGCAAUCAUUACUUCGCACCGGAGUCAACUUUCAAACUUACGGACAAAAUGGACGCUUUAAUUAGCAAGGAAUCCCUUUGAAAACCUGAAAUUCAAUCAUUCAAAGCAAAAAGACUCUCGCUUCAACGCUUCAACUGUUCAAAGUCGCAUUGUAAAAUUUCAAAUAUAGUGAAACCUGCCUUAUUAUCAACCUCUUUAUAAGGCCACUUGUCUAUAUUAGUAAUGCAUUUUGUCUCCUUUGAGAAUGAGAAAGAAAUGAGUGUUGUAUGAUCUGUUGAGAAAAGCCACAUAUCUACUGUUUCCCUUGGCUGGCCUUAUGAUACAUGUUGACUGUAAUUCCUACUUCAUAUUGCACCUGUCAUCGCAGUCAAUGAUGACGUCGAACAACACUUCUUCGAUCUUCGAACUUUCCACGGAGAAUAUUCGCGGAUACACCAAAAGUCGACGCCCUGAAACACAAACUAGGAUUCGAGUAUUUAGUAUCACCCUCAAAAUAGCCAUAUCCCGUGAACUAGUGCGGUCACUAUUUAAGAUGUUCAGUAUAGUAUGAUUUGAUUCGAUUUUAGUUUACGAUUUCAUGUAUUAUCCUUUCAUAGAGUAGAAGAUAGUGGUAUUCGUAAGAAUGAAAUUAUUAGAAUGUGAUUUGAUUAAUACCCCGGUCAUACCAACGAGACCGACACCAGACUGACUCCAGAUCGAUCAAACAAUUCUAUUAAAUCCAAUGGCAAAAAGGUCAGUCGGUUUGGAGUUUGUUUGGCGGUGUGACAAAGGUAUUUCUUUUUCUUUUUUAAUUAUUACAUUUCUACCUAAAAAUGAAUGACACUGUGUCAAAAGGAUUUUGAGGAACUUAUACUCUACAACUUUUGCUUUUUAUUAAGUUGCUUUUUGUUACAUGUAAUUUCGAAAUUAUUUAGUGUAAAUGCAAUACAAACUUAGGCUGUGUAGAUAUCUUUAUUGUUCAUGAAUUUAAAUUUUGUUAAUAUGCUUUGUUUUGUUUGUGUUAUUUUUCAAGUGAAAUAAAAAAACUAAAAUAAAACUGUAUUAACGUGCCGAGUUAUACACAAGCUCUAACUUCUUACACAAGUGCGGGCACGAUUAUCAUGCGUAUUGUCAUUUAGUAUUUACCAGAGGAUGUAUCUAUUUGUAGAAAUUAGAAGAACUAAAGUUAUUAGGAAAGUAUGUUUACUCAACAAAUUUACAGAAUUACAAUUCUCCUUUUAAGAUAUCAUCGAUACGAUUGUGCUAUAGUUUAUAUAUGGAAUGCAGACUAACAAUAUCAUAUAUUCCCCUUAUCAAUUCAUUUGGAAUGACAGCUGGAUUGUUUAUGUUAAAUGAUGUAUAUAGUCAUUUUUUAAGUUAUUUUUAUACAACAAAUUAUUGAUUUUUGCUAAAUGUUUCUUAAUAUUGUGCUCAUACAUGAAAUGAUCCACUUUCGAUAAGCGUCUAUCAAGCCUGUUCUUGUACGUUAACUCUUAAGAUCAGAUUGGCCAAUAAGCAACAGAGAAAAUGCCAUCAGACAAAGCACUUGUCGGUAAGCUAGACGACAAAUUUACUCUGCCCCGUCUGCCAUUUUUACGAUUCUUAAGUUACCAGUGUUGGAUAACUUUAUAGUAAUCCCAUUUGCACUUGAAGCGUUGCUUCGAUUGCGUCAUACUUGCGUCAGUCAUGUCCAUGCGCCAGUGAUUCAUUUCACAUCCAUUUUUUGUAUCAUGACCACUAUCGCAAAGACUGUCGAAAAAUCAACCAUAAUUAUAUAAACCAAUUCCAAUAGCCUUGUCCGUCAUCUUUUGAAAUGAUCGAACUUUACAAAGACGUGUUACGUGAUCCUAAUACGAUUUCUAUGGAUUUUACAUGAUUGCAUUGAAAUUGACCUUGGGUCGAUUUCUCUAAAGUUUUUGCGACGGUAUUGAUGUCACAUGUACAUGGUGCGUAAAAACCGCACCUGUUAUACUGACGCAGUCCUACGUCACGUAAAGAACGCCUCUUGCGCAACAGUCAUUGGAGAUCUAUACAGUGAGAGUUGUGGUAACAGGUCAUUUCGUAAUGCAAUAAAAAUUAAAUGCACAUGAUUUUAUUACAAAUUGUUUCAUUCAUCUGUUACAAACAAUUAUCUUUCAUUAGUCAGAAUGCGAAUUACGUUAGGUAGAAGAACCCAUAGUGUUUACCCUACCUAGCAACAAUUAAUGUAUGUGAUUCGCAUUCUGACUAUUGAAAUACAAUAAUUUGUAUCAUAAUGAUGAAUGAAAUAAUUUGUAACAUGGCACUUAACAAAGAUUUGUGCAUUAAAUGUUAUUACAUGUACAUUACGAAAAUGGUCUAUUCCUCAUAACCUGUAUGAUACCCCGCAUUAAUGUUUGGCCUAAUCUCAUUAUAUUAUCAUUUGUCUUUCCUCGGUGUCUUCUAAUUGCCUGAUGAGUAAUGAUAAUUUGAGCUUCAUCAAACGCUUCCUAUUUCAAAUUCAUUUCCGCUCUGCAUUCACGUCUUUCGAGCUGUAUCCAUUAUAAUCCGACAUGGAAGUGUCUAGACUCUAAUUCUGUUUCUCGUGUUAAAUAAUUAGCAUGAUUACAGUGCAUCGAAUAAAAAUGUAAUACAAGUCGAUGUUCGAAUCUUUAUCAGAAUUAAGACGCCCCAAAAGUACACUCUUUGAAAGGAUCGUCUUUUCUACAACUGCACUUUGAUCAGGCUUCUUUCGUUGUAAUUAAAUCUAUUUCGAAAUAUUACCUAUACCUCUCGUAAAGUUGGUAUAUGUAAUAGAAUAUGUCAACACCUACUUUUAGAAAUGGACCAACCUUACUUGGAGGUUGUAAUGUUACACUACUUCAGCGUUUACAUCAUUGAAAGGCACUACACCUUGUAAGAUUUAUUUUAAAAUACAAGUAAAUGCUAAAGAUUAUCAUUUAUUGUGUUACUAGAGAGAAACUUGACUAGUUAAUGUUACCAUUUUUACUGCUUUUACAGAGAAAGAUAGCGAUACAUUUUAUUCAAAACUACUUGAGUUGUAAAGAUUGACAAUCGUGUUCAUUUUUUUAUUUUCCCCUCCCAAGUUUUUAAUUUUUACCCUCAUUCAUUCUUUCAUUAAAAUACAUGUAUACUGAUAAGAUUAAUGUGCAAUUGAACGCUUAAUACAGCUUAACCAAAAAGCAUAAGCCAAUUGCUGCCAGUGUUCUUUAUGCAUUAUCUAUUUUGUAUUCAAUAAUUUGAUGACAGUAAUGAUUGCGAGCUGUAUAUUGUAAUCACUGUUUGCAUAGCCUUUAAUUAAUGAUUAUCAUCCAGCUACGAAAUGAUGAUUUGAUGUAUAUGAAUGUCAUUUAGAUUCGUAUGCUAUUUAUAAAUGAUGUAAUGAAACUAGAAGGUAUAGAGCAACAUGCGACAUGGGAAGAAGCAAUUAAAGGGAGUUCAUUUUUCAGAGUGUCGAAAGACAUUUCAUAUUCUGAGAGGAAGAAGGAUGUUAAUAAUGUACAAUCCUGUUUGGACUCUCAGAAAACACUUUUCUUUCAUGUCAAAUUGUCAAAUUUUGAAAAGGUGUUUUUGGUUUCUUCUUUUGAAUCUAUAAAAUUGCCUGUCGUGUUGUUGUGAAGAUAAUUUUGAACCCCUCCCCCCC
Messenger RNA from Strongylocentrotus purpuratus (purple sea urchin), 6968 nucleotides. Its product is annotated as A-agglutinin anchorage subunit. The coding region runs from base 1714 to 2820 and encodes 368 amino acids. The transcript has 5 exons. The record is from RefSeq and is a predicted model, not a curated record. Lineage: Eukaryota; Metazoa; Echinodermata; Echinoidea; Camarodonta; Strongylocentrotidae.